AAAAUAAAAGGAAAAAAAAAAUACAAACAUUUUAUCAUUCUUCUUUCAUCAAUCUCUCAUUUGAGUUUCAGGGUAUUUUUCUAGAGUUAGGUGAAAGGUUUGUAUCUUGAUUCUUGGUAAUGGCUGAGAUUUGAGGAAGAAGAAGAAGACUUUCAUUUGUUUUUUUUGUGAGUUUGCGGCGGGAGAUGAGCGCUUCGAGGUUCAUAAAGUGUGUCACAGUCGGCGAUGGUGCCGUCGGAAAAACAUGUAUGCUGAUCUCUUACACUAGCAACACUUUUCCUACGGACUAUGUACCAACUGUUUUCGACAACUUCAGUGCUAAUGUGGUUGUAGAUGGGAACACUGUGAAUCUUGGCUUGUGGGAUACAGCUGGUCAAGAAGACUAUAACAGAUUAAGACCAUUGAGUUACCGUGGUGCAGAUGUCUUCAUUCUUGCUUUCUCGCUUAUUAGCAAAGCUAGCUACGAGAACAUAGCCAAAAAGUGGAUUCCUGAGCUCAGGCAUUAUGCACCUGGAGUUCCUAUUAUCCUCGUUGGAACAAAACUCGAUCUUCGAGAUGACAAGCAGUUCUUCAUAGACCAUCCUGGCGCAGUGCCGAUUACUACAAACCAGGGAGAAGAACUAAGGAAACUGAUAGGUUCUCCGGUUUACAUUGAAUGUAGUUCAAAGACGCAGCAGAACGUUAAAGCAGUCUUUGACGCAGCUAUAAAAAUGGUGCUUCAGCCACCGAAUCAAAAGAAGAAGAAACUGAACAAGAGUCUUUGUGUUUUACUGUGACCUCUUCUUUUUUUUUAAAAAAAAAGAAAAAAACAAGAAGAUUUGUAGGUAACAAACGAAGCUGAAGAGA
Messenger RNA from Brassica rapa (field mustard), 846 nucleotides. Its product is annotated as rac-like GTP-binding protein ARAC5. The record is from RefSeq and is a predicted model, not a curated record. NCBI's taxonomy places the organism in Eukaryota, Viridiplantae, Streptophyta, Magnoliopsida, Brassicales, Brassicaceae. Gene Ontology annotation, biological process: small GTPase-mediated signal transduction. Gene Ontology annotation, molecular function: GTP binding; GTPase activity.